AUGGGGCCGUUUGGGGAAGUUUCCUUGCCACUCCCCGGGUCGGUUCACAGCUUCAGGGUGGGAACGGAGCUGCGGGGAGUGCGUGCUAAUUCCCGUGUGGAGAUGGCUGAGGUAGGGGAUGGCGAGGGUGCCGCGGCGGAGGAGGAGGAGGAGGAGGAGGAGGAGGAGGAGGAGGAGGGGGAAGAGGAGGAGGGGGAGGAGGAGGCGGAGGAGGAGGAGGAGGAGGAGGAGGAGGAGGAGGAGGAGGAGGAGGAGGAGGAGUGUCAACGGGAGUAG
This is a messenger RNA of Closterium sp. Naga37s-1, 276 nucleotides long. Lineage: Eukaryota; Viridiplantae; Streptophyta; Zygnematophyceae; Desmidiales; Closteriaceae. The record is from the annotation of a GenBank genome assembly.